Molecule: messenger RNA, 2033 nt
Organism: Lathyrus oleraceus (garden pea)
Lineage: Eukaryota; Viridiplantae; Streptophyta; Magnoliopsida; Fabales; Fabaceae
Product: beta-glucuronosyltransferase GlcAT14A
Exons: 4
Coding region: 438-1628 (396 amino acids)
Cellular component (GO): membrane
Molecular function (GO): glucuronosyltransferase activity
Source: RefSeq, a predicted model, not a curated record
UUUUAAUAUAUUUUUGUUGGUUUUCUAAAAAAAUGAACCUGAUAAAAUUGACUUCAAUGAAUGAUGUGAAAACAUAACAUAGAAAGAAAAUCAAAAUACAAAUCCGUGAUCUCCAUCUUCUUCUGUAACUUUCAACAACCAAUCUAACCUGUUCAAAAAAACCCUAAUCCUCUUUUCAUUGCUCACUUUCUUUAUCAUCCUUUUUCUCAAAAAUUGAACAUUCAAUCAGUUAGAAUCAACAAUUCUAGAACAAGAUUUUGGAAUUUCUGAUCUGUUUUUUCGAUUUUCCAUUUUUUUUAUUUCAAUUUUUUUAUGUUUUUAUCUAUUACUCGAUCUUCAACGACCCAUUAACGCAAAUAGUAUCAAAAUCCAAACUUUAACCAAACCCAGUUCUCAAAAUCCUUGCUUUCGUUAUUUCAUAUGCCCCAAAAGCAGUUAUGGGAGCUGAGAAAAAAUGGCUUUUCACGCUAUUCACUGCAGCGGUUUUAUCUCUGAUGUUACUGUUAAUGUCAUCUUUUUCAACCUUCAGUUCACAAAAGCCUUUUCCUUCCAUUGUUCAACAUGGUUCUCAUUACCCUCCUGCUUUUGCUUACUUUAUCUCUGGUGGGCAUGGUGAUAAAGACCGGAUCUUUCGUUUGUUGUUGGCAGUUUACCAUCCGAGGAACCGUUACUUGCUUCAUCUUGGAAUGGAUGCUAGGCAAGAAGAGAGACAGGAUUUGGCUGAUGAUGUUGGUUCGGUUCCCGCGAUUCGGGCUUUCGGGAAUGUUGAUGUUGUUGGUAAGGCUGAUUGGAUUACAUACUUGGGAUCUUCUAAUGUUGCUAUUGCUCUACGUGCUGCUGCCAUUAUGCUUAAAUUGGAUAGUGGGUGGAGUUGGUUUAUUACUUUGAGUGCUCGUGAUUAUCCUCUUAUUACACAGGAUGAUCUAUCCCACGUAUUCUCCUCCGUAAGUAGAGACCUCAAUUUCAUAGAUCACACCAGUGACCUUGGAUGGAAAGAGAGUGAUAGAUUCCAACCUAUUGUAGUUGACCCGGGAACAUAUUUAGCUAGGAGAAGUCAAAUAUUUCAAGCUACAGAGAAGAGGACAACACCCGAUGCAUUCAAACUCUUCACUGGUUCACCGUGGGUCACCUUGAGCCGACCUUUUCUAGAGUUCUGCAUUUUUGGUUGGGAUAAUUUACCACGAACGCUACUGAUGUAUUUUACGAAUGUUAAGUUAUCUCAAGAAGGCUACUUUCACUCGGUCAUUUGCAACGCACCGGAAUUUAAGAAUACGACAGUAAAUGGCGACUUACGAUACAUGAUAUGGGACAAUCCUCCGAAGAUGGAACCUCUCUUCCUUAAUACAUCGGUUUAUGAUAUGAUGGCAGAAAGCGGAGCAGCUUUUGCAAGACAGUUCGAGGCCAAUAACCCUGUGCUGGAUUUGAUAGACAAAAAAAUUCUGCGACGCGGUCGGAAUCGAGCCGCCCCAGGGGCAUGGUGCUCAGGACGGGGAAGCUGGUGGGUGGAUCCAUGUUCCCAGUGGGGCGAUGUCGAUAUUCUGAAGCCAGGUCCUCAGGCUAAGAAGCUAGAGGCGUCUGUUUCUAGUCUUCUUGAUGACUGGACGUCACAGACGAAUCAGUGCCAGUAAUCAUAUAAUAGACACUAAGAAUAGAAACCAUUGUAGGAAGCUGUGCGGGUCUAUCUUAUCGCACUGACCAGUAGAAGUUGCCAUUUUAUUUUUGAAGGAAGAAAAAGAAAACACAUUCUUCGGUUGCGAAAGGGUAAUAUCAAUCUUGAAAAAGGAUGGACUCUGUGCAUAAGAAAUCAAGAGUUGAGAGACGGAAAGAGGAAAUGCGUUUUGGCUGGGAUUUUUUGGAGGCUUUGAUAUUUAUGGUGGAUCCUCCGAUGAUCUUCUUGCUUUCUAUUGAUAAUGUUGUAUGUUCUAUAAUGUUUUCUCAUCUCGACGAUUCGAGCAGGAUAGCAGCUAGCUUAUUCUUUUUGGAUUAUGAAUAUGAUUGUCAUUUUCCAGUCUCUAAUCCAUAUAUUUCCAUUA